This is a messenger RNA of Dibothriocephalus latus, 666 nucleotides long. Lineage: Eukaryota; Metazoa; Platyhelminthes; Cestoda; Diphyllobothriidea; Diphyllobothriidae. The record is from the annotation of a GenBank genome assembly.
AAGACCAUUAAACUAUGGCGCCUGUCAGAGCGCAUGAAGAGGGCGACAGUGUACAACGUUAAAGACGAUGUCUUCGAUGAGACCUUCGAGGAGGAUACCGAUCUUCACGACCCGAGUUCGGGACAUAAAGUGCACAACGCUGGAGAUUUGCGAGUGCCCCGUUACCAGCCCACCUCACUCACCGUUGAAGCUCAACCGCGACGCAUUUUUGCCAAUGCUCAUGCCUACCACAUAAACUCCAUUUCCAUCAGUUCCGACCAGGAGACUUUCAUAUCCGCCGAUGACCUUCGGAUAAAUCUGUGGAAUCUUCAAGUCACAGACCAGUCUUUCAGUAUCCUUUUCGGGUUGCCGUUGAAUCGGGACAUAGUUGAUAUCAAACCGGUGAACAUGGAAGAUCUCAAGGAAGUCAUUACGGCAGCAGAAUUCCAUCCGUCCGCCUGCGCCCUCUUUGUGUACAGCAGCAGCAAGGGCAUUCUGCGUCUGUGUGAUAUGCGGCAGAAGGCUCUGUGUGACGACUGCGUUCUGGUUUGGGAUCUCAACAUGUCGCGAGAACCUGUUGAAACCUACCACGUGCACGAAUACUUUCGGAGCAAGUUCUGUUCCCUCUACGAAAACGACUGCAUUUUCGACAAGUUUGAAUGCAGCUGGUCUCCCAACGACAAGUGA